This is a messenger RNA of Aspergillus melleus, 1329 nucleotides long. RefSeq lists its product as uncharacterized. NCBI's taxonomy places the organism in Eukaryota, Fungi, Ascomycota, Eurotiomycetes, Eurotiales, Aspergillaceae. The record is from RefSeq and is a predicted model, not a curated record. The transcript has a single exon. Bases 1 to 1329 code for a protein of 442 amino acids.
AUGAGUCAGGCUUCCACAGGAUUGCGCGCCGUCUUAAUACCCCGAGUGUACAAAUCGGUUCGGUUUGGCGCGGGCUUUGAAUGGGCUCUGAAUGAUCUCAACAUCGGUACAUUCUUCAGGCGACAUGGCAGCGCAGGGACCGCCCAGCUCCUGCAACUUGCCAGACGAGUCGUUAUAGAGGCUCCAAUCCAGACCGCAAGAUUCCACCGCUGCAUGUACCACACAACACCCCGCCUUGCCCCUGUGUCACACGGCCAGUUAGUCCUGGGACCUGAACCGACUGCCCAUGAUGGCUUCAUGGCCGAGCUGUCCGCUCAGUUGGGCCAGAUUUUUGCCCUGUUCAAAACUGACACACUUCACUCAUUCUGGUACGGCCUUACACUCCUAGCAUGUAUGCUUACUAACGGAGACAGCUGGCACCUAGCCACCUGCAUGCCCCCGGGCACACUUGAUCUGAACGGGUAUCUGAUCCACCACCAGAGAGACAUCAGAAGGGUCUCGCUGAUGACCGACGGAACGUGCCCGCAUGCAGGACAGGGUCUUCAAGGCCUAUCGCAAUUGACAUCAUUAUCGGAGAUCGCAUGGGAGGGCAUUCGGCAUCGCUGGGAGAUCGAGACCCUGCGAGAAUGUCUGCGACAGAACCAGAGCCAUCUGCGCAAGCUGCAAAUCGGGUGCCUGCUAUCUGGUGCGGAUCACCACCUGACCGUUCCCGAGCUCACUCAGCCCUGGCUAGAACUCUCCCAUCACCCAUACCCACCCAAUCCGUUUUCAUCGCUAUCUUCGCUAUCCCUCUCGAACGUGCUUUUUCCAAGCGAGCUAUUAGCGUCCCCGCGAACUCUGUCGUUUCAGUCGCUGCAGGAGCUGCGUCUGCUUCGAUGUGGCAACCAGCUGCACUUCCUGUGGUUAUUGGCGCAGACGGAGAACCGUCCGCCGUUAAAGUGGCUCGAGGUCAACAGCGAUCUAUUCCACGAAUUAGAUAACCGACUGGUCUAUAUAUCCAUCGUGGAACUUUUGCUCUCCUUCCGUGGUCUGCAGCACCUGCACCUCAAGCUGACCAACUUCCCUCGCUUUCUUCCAGGGCUUCGAGAAGCCAUCCUCCACCACCGAUCCUCCUUGAGGUCCUUGAGCUUCCACGAGCGUCAGCUACUUGCGGUAGACGAGGAGGGAUUCUUCGAGGAUGUUCGCGAUGUCUCCCCACGGUGGACCCGUGAUGUCCCCCAGGUCCUCCAGCACUGCUCACUGACCGCGUUAGGUUUAUGCCUGACCCCCCUCAUUGCGGUGAGUACAAUGUCCUACGUGGAAACCAUACCACUGACCAGGGCAGCAUAA